AUGUCGGUGCUCGGUGGAUGCUGUCAGAUGCUGAGCUGCAUGGCCCAGAUGCUCCGCAAAUGGCUGCAGAGAUUGUUUGGAGUACGGUGCAGAGAUGCGCUUCUUGCAGACCUCAAUGAAGCUACACCUCAACAGGUUCAGGGGCCCCUGGAGGUUGCACAAUCAAUCUCCGAGGAAGAGCUGGCGCACAUUCUUGGAAACAGUUUUCCAAGCUCUGAGCAGCGCCAGUUCGCGGAGGGCAAGGAAUCGGAGGACCUGGAACGGCUUCAAGAGGAGUUUCUGGAGAUAGUACAGGCCUGUGAUUCUCAGGCUGCACUGCGGGCAGUCCAAUCAGCUACUUCGGACAUCGUGAACGCCAGCGAUGACUGUGUGGGAAGCGCCUUGCAUUUCAUUGCAGCCGAGGGACAUGUGCAGGCGUGCCGCUCUUUGCUCUCAAGGGCCGACUUUGUGCAGGUCAAUGCCAGGAAUGGAAUUGGGUCGACAGCCCUCCACAUCGCAGCUGCAAACGACGAGGAGGAAAUCUGCAAAAUGAUACUGGCUUGCCCAAGGUUCACAUUGGGAGCAGGGGCUUUCAACAACAAUGGGCAGACGCCGAUGGAUUUUGCUGCUGAGUUUGGGCCGCAGCCUCUGCACAUUUACAUCAGCAGAGUGCCAGAAUUGCACUCGUCGUGCCCGGCUGCUUGA
This is a messenger RNA of Symbiodinium pilosum, 684 nucleotides long. Lineage: Eukaryota; Dinophyceae; Suessiales; Symbiodiniaceae. The record is from the annotation of a GenBank genome assembly.